CAGUUGGUGACAGUAGUUGGUGUUCCGCCACUUGCUGCUGCUACUGCCUUCUUCUUGGCCGCUUCCUUCUUCUUUAUCUGUACAGCCUGCAAAGCAGCUACCAAUUUAUCGGCGUCGAUCAUGCGUCGUUUACUUGCCGACUUUGCAGAUGCUGUUGAACUCGGGCGAGUUGGCUUCUUUUCAGUGGGAAUAUUCGGUUGUACUGGAGGAACUGGAUCAGGCCCGUCUCUCCUUGGAUUAUUGUAACAAACCUCUCGCAAAUGUGUUUUCCAUGCCUGUUUCGUGUCGUCAACAGCCACCGAGCAUAGCGGACACCAUAUGGCGCCAUUUGGAGGAAGUCUUCCUGAAAAGCAAAUUCACUAUGGUCCAAGCGUGAGCUCGUAUGCUUCCACAACUCCAGGUGGGUAA
Messenger RNA from Haemonchus placei, 408 nucleotides. NCBI's taxonomy places the organism in Eukaryota, Metazoa, Nematoda, Chromadorea, Rhabditida, Trichostrongylidae. The record is from the annotation of a GenBank genome assembly.